GGGCGCACGGUGGACCUGAGCAGCCACCUGGCGAAGGUGACGGCCGAGGUGGUGCUGGCGCACGCCGGGCACGGCGGCGCGGCCUCCCGGGCCUCGUCCUUCCUGCUGGCGCUGGAGCCCGAGCUCGAGGCCCGCCUGGCGCACCUGGGCGUGCAGGCGAAAGGGGAGGACGAGGAAGAGAACAAUCUAGAAGUGCGGGAAACCAAGGUCAAGGGCAGAAGGUGCGGCCCGGUUCUGUACGGUGAAGCUGCCCGCCCCGCUGGAAUCCCGGGCUCGCAGGGUGUCGCUGGUGGUGGAGGCGUGUACACCACGCGCCUGCGGCCCUACGCCGACCACAUCAACCGCAGGCCGAGAAGCAGUUCCGUGGUGUUCGAGGCCGUGCUGCGCGCGCGUGUAGCACCAGCAGGCGCCGACUGUGUGCUGUCACCGCAGGCCGUGCUGCGGCCGCCGUGUACACAGCAGGCCGCCGACUCAGGCGCCGACUGUGUGCUGUCCCCGCAGGCCGUGCUGCGCGCGCACUUCGAGAACAACAGCCCGUUCCUGACGGUGACGGGGCUGGCGCGGGCCAUCGAGGUGUCGCACUGGGGCAACGUGGCGGUGGAGGAGAGCGUGUGGCUGCGGCACUCGGGCGCGGCGCUCAAGGGCCCCUUCUCGCGCUACGACUACCAGCGCCAGCCCGACAGCGGCGCCGCCUCCGUGCGCGCCUUCAAGACCAUCCUGCCCGCCGCGGCCCAGGACGUGUACUACCGCGACGAGAUCGGCAACGUGUCCACCAGCCACCUGCACGUGCUGGACGACUCGGUCGAGAUGGAGAUCCGGCCUCGGUUUCCCCUCUUCGGCGGCUGGAAGACGCACUACGUCAUCGGCUACAACCUGCCCAGCUACGAGUACCUCUACUGCCUGGGUGACCAGUACGCGCUGAAGAUGAGGUUUGUGGACCACGUGUUUGACGAGCAAGUGAUCGAUUCCCUGACCGUCAAGAUCAUCCUGCCCGAAGGGGCCAAGUGAGUCAGCCCGCGCCGUCCUUCUGCC
Molecule: messenger RNA, 1032 nt
Organism: Microcebus murinus (gray mouse lemur)
Lineage: Eukaryota; Metazoa; Chordata; Mammalia; Primates; Cheirogaleidae
Source: RefSeq, a predicted model, not a curated record